UUGAGUCACAUGAAUGAUUUGUUUAGGUCGUGACAGAAAUGCACCCUUUAUUAACAUCUAGCUAGCUUACAUGAGAUUGUAUUAACCUUAUAUUUUUGGUAAACUUAUCCGGUCAACAAAACGAAGCGUUACAUCAGGAAAUGGUCUCACACGGGCGAUAAAUAGGGCGAUAUCUCAUCUAAGCGGAAGCGUUUCGGGUUUCUGUGUUUACGCUAAUGAGAGCUGACGUCUAUCGCUCAUAAACGAUGCUUCGCUGGAUUCUUGGUGGUCGAGAAGCUCAGGGUUCAGUGGAGAAAAGCCCCGUGUUGUGCAUCGGAGAGGAACAGCCCAAAAACUGGUUCACUGAGCUGCAGGUGCUGAAAGGACAUUUUGACAUUGUUCGAUUUCUGGUGCAGAUUGAUGACUUCAGAUGUGCCUCAGCAGGUGAUGAUGGCCUUGUUUUGGUGUGGAAUGUGGAGACCGGGGAGAGGCUGCAGGAGCUGAGGGGCCAUUCUCAGCAAAUAACAGCCAUAACCACCUUCACUUGUAACAAUGGACUCAUAUCACACACCUAUCUCAUCACAGCCUCCUCAGACCGAAGUCUCAGUCUGUGGGACCCUGAUACAGGCAACCGGGUUCAGACCAUUUCAGAUCUGCAGUCUUCUGUAAAGUGUUUGCUGGUGCUGGAGCGGCUGUGUGUGUGGGUCUCUGGCGGGGAAGAGCUGUGUGUGUGGAACAAAGACUUUCAGCUGCAGUGUCACAGACAGAACCACAGCGACACUGGAAUAACUGCUUUGAUAGAGCUGCCUAAGAACUGCAUAGCAGCUGCUAUGGAUAAAGAGAUAGUGAUCUACAGGCUGACAGUCUCCACUGAUUCCUCCCUGUCAGUGGCUGAGAUCCGCUGUCUGUCUGACCACCAGGACAGGAUUCGAGCUCUUAUCAAUGUCAAUGACGGGCUCUUCGCCAGUGGUUCCCAUGCAGGCGAGUUGAUCUUAUGGGAUGCGAUCGAUUGGAACAUCCUGGCCUAUGAGCACAUCCUGUGGGAGGAGUCACAAGCCAGCACUCAGGCGGAAAUACGAUUGGCUGCUCCCAAACCUAGUGAGAUGUCCAUUCAGCAUCUGACCACUAAUGGAAGGCACAUCCUUGCAGCUGUGGGCAGCGGUCUGUAUGUGUACAGCCUUCUGACCAAGACAGUGGUGGCCUACAGGAAGGUUGCCCAUGACUCUAAUGUGUUACACACCAUGCUGUUGUCUGACAGUGAGCUGAUCUCCUGCUCUGAAGAUGGUAGUGUGAGGAUGUGGGAGAUCCAAGACCUGCCUUUGCCUGCUGAACCAGCCUCUGCAGGGUUCUUUGGAAUGUGGACUUUUGGCCGGUCAAACAAACAGACUGGUCCUCCGACAAAGAAGGUCAUGGACAUCCCAAACAUCAGGACGCUGGAGUUGACGGGUGAUCUGAUUGGACACUCGGGGGCAGUCCAGAUGUUUGUGAGCUUUAAGGAGAACGGUUUGGUGACCUGCUCGACAGACCACCUGCUGAUUCUGUGGAAAAAUGGAGAGAGGCAGUCCCAUCUCCGCAGCCUGGCACUUUUUCAAAAGCUGGAGGAGAAUGGAGGACUCUGACCUUUAACCCUUGAAUUACUGCCUUUAAAAAAAGCAAAGAUGUGAAGCUGUCGGGUGGUGUUGGUCUAAAAUCAUUUGGAUUUAUUGUAAUGAUUGUUGUGUGUGUUUAAUGAUGAUGUAAUGGUUGCUGUUUGCCUUUUGACUGAAAGUAUUUAACAUAAAUUUAAAAAAAACUCAAUAAAUACCUCAUCUCAAAAAAA
Epinephelus lanceolatus (giant grouper) is the source of this 1798-nucleotide messenger RNA. It is a transcript of the gene wdr41, whose product is annotated as WD repeat domain 41. The record is from RefSeq and is a predicted model, not a curated record. Gene Ontology annotation, cellular component: lysosomal membrane. Gene Ontology annotation, molecular function: protein binding. NCBI's taxonomy places the organism in Eukaryota, Metazoa, Chordata, Actinopteri, Perciformes, Serranidae. Gene Ontology annotation, biological process: regulation of autophagy.